Exaiptasia diaphana is the source of this 1201-nucleotide messenger RNA. Its product is annotated as inaD-like protein. Gene Ontology annotation, molecular function: protein binding. The transcript is spliced from 11 exons. Lineage: Eukaryota; Metazoa; Cnidaria; Anthozoa; Actiniaria; Aiptasiidae. The record is from RefSeq and is a predicted model, not a curated record. Bases 20 to 1120 code for a protein of 366 amino acids.
AAACAAAAUCAAUACCACAAUGCGAGGAACAACACAUUCAAUUCAAUUAAAUCAAACAACAAGACUAGGGCAGAUAAACGGACAGUUUUACCGCCGUGUCGAAGACGACGACCUACCGAUGGGGAUAUUUUCCCACGAAAACGAGYGGAAAUGCCCUGUGGAAGAAAAGGAAUUAUUGACGCAGAUAAAAGAUUUCGUCGAGACGACAAUUAUUAUAAAGAAAGAAACUGAAGGACUUGGUGUCCAGAUCGUCGGUGGAGCAGACACAUACUUGAAAGGUGUCAUUAUUAAGUACAUCGACCCCAACGGUAGUGCGGCAUCAGACGGACGACUACAACCAGGCGAUCAAAUCCUUGAAGUUAAUGGUGUAUGUUUAAAAGACAUGUCUCAUGACAAAGCCGUAUCCACGAUACGAGUCGCUCCAUCUCCAGUGAGACUUUUGGUUUUUCGAGAAGACCCGGAAAAGAUUUUCACAUCGAAAGAAAAUCCCAAAUCUCUAAUAAAAGUUCGUAUCAAUAAGUCCAUCAGUGAUUGCUUUGGACUUAGUAUUCUCGCUAGAAGAGAUGGUCAUGGCGUAUUUGUGACUUACGUGGCAGAAGGAAGCGCUGCUGGUCUUGAAGGUACGAUACACCAGGGYGACAGAAUAAUGGAAGUCAACAACAUCAACCUUCGAAACGCUACACAAGAACAUGCAGCACAUACUCUUAAGCGUUGCUAUGGAAAUGUCAAAYUGACAGUUGGGAGGAUUCCCUCAUUAUACAAUUCUCUACAAAYAACAGAACUACCAUCCGGCCGWGUUAACUAUGSCUUAGAAAAAGAAAAUGAGAGUCCAGUUCGUCGACAUCGUUCAGGAAGUCACGGCUCCAAUGAUUUGUUUAAGAGACCGAAGUCGAAAUCAAACGACGAGAAUCGGAACAUGAUCGGGACUCCGAAGCAAAGACGAAGUGAGACGAUGCUUGGCACGUCAAUGUAUUAUCAGCCAGAUUCAAAAGGUUCUUGUCAGAAUUCCACCACUAAACCCGCUCAAAAACGUCCAGAAACACUUCGUCAAACUUCUACGGAGUACGAGAACAUGCGCAGUGAAAUGUACAAAGCCUAUGGAAAGGAAGAUUACGUCUAAUCAUCGAAUAUGCCAUUGUUUUAUAAUUUUAUACCAGUGUAAUAUACUGUAAAGAAAUAAAACGCAUUCGUUAUCAACUCA